CUUUUUUUAAAAAGAUUAUUUAAUUGAGAGGAGAAAGAGAUAGAGUACUCCCAAGUGGUUCACUCCCUAAAUACCCAAAUUGGGAGCUUGGAACUCAAUCCAGGUCUCUCCUGUGGGUGAUAAGAACCUAAUCACAUGAUCAUUACUGCUGCCUUCCAGAAUCUGCAGGAAGCAGGAAGCAGGAGUCUGGAGCCAGAGCUGGUUACUGAACCCAGGUACUCCAGUAUGGGACAUGUGCCACUUAGCCAGCAUUCUGACUCUGAGGCUCCAUGCUUGCCUCUUUUUAAACAUUUCAUCUUAGCCAAAAGGCCAAUAAGUGAUCAUUCCCAUUUUUAAGUGUACAGUUGAGUGGCAUUAAGUACAUUUGUAUUGUUAUGUAAGCAUUGCCACCAUCUACCUCCAGAACUUUUUCAUUUUUACAAACUAUAACUCUGUACUCAUUCGUCAGUAACUCCUCAUUCCCCACUCCCCCUAACUCCUGACAACCAGAUACUAUACCAUUAUUUCUCAGCCUUUUGGCUAAGAUCAAGUGUAGCCUGCUACACCACAUACCAGCCCGUAUAAGUAGAUCUUUAAAAAAAUUGUUUUCCAUCCUAUGUAGAACUUACAUAUUAUGAAAAGACUAUACAUGAAUUUCAAAGGUGUUUUGCACCAAAAUAAAACUCAUCCUUUUCAUUCUAUUUUUUCAUGAGCUUUUUAAAGUACCCUCAUAUGCAGCACAUUUUGUUUAUCCACUCACCCACUGAUGGUUACCUGGUUGGUUUCCACCUUUUGGCUGUUGUGAAUCACGUUGGCAUUGAUCAUGGGUCUACACAUACCUGUUCCACUCCUUGCUUCCAGUUCUUUUGGGUAUAUAGCCAGAAGAAGAAUUGCUGAAUCAUAUGGCAGUUCUGUGUAUGAAUGUUUGAGGAACUGCCAGGCCAUUUUCCAAACCAGCUAAACCAUUUUACAUUCUUAGCUGCAACACACAAAUAUUCAAAUCUUUAGUUGUGCCUGUUGUUCUGAAAUAGGGCAUUAAUCGUUAACUCUUGCAUAUGGGUUGUAAGGUAGUGUUGGGAUAUAAAAAUCAUAUAUUCAGUAUUAAAUCUGUUGUGGCUGUUGUUUUUAUAGAGAAUUUGACGUGGUAGAGGAGCAGGUAUUUCUACUAUUAGUUCUUUGCUGUAUGUCACCUCUUUAGGAACCCCAUGGAGUAGGCAUAAUUGUGUAUCCAAGCUGUAGCUAUAGAACGGAACUUUUUAAUUAACUACUCUGAUUUCAGAAUGUAUUAAUAAAUCUGAUUUUCAUAUAAAAUGUAUGUGAUAUGCACAAUCAGAAGUGACUAGAAAACCUUACAUUAGCACCUUUUCUGGGUGCCAAUCUUGUGCAAAAAGUUCCAGUGUGUGAUAGGCACAAAGCAGCAUUAGGAUAUGGUUCUUACCUUCAGGACCUGUGGGCUCUGAGAUCACAAGAACACCUGAAAAUCACAUCACUGUGUAUGAACUGAAUAAAAAUGUUAUAAAGGAUAGAAAUGAAUGCCGAUAUGUAACAAAUUAAUUGCACACUGAAUAUUUUAGGUAACAGGUAUUGUGGGCUUAGCUCAAAGGAAAUAUCAUGGUCACAAGAGAUACCUGAAAAGGUAUUAUCUCUGAAGUCUAUUUUGAGUCGAGUGUUGAAUGAUAUGUAACAUUUAGACAGGUAGUGAGGUGUGGGCAAGAUCAUCCAGUUAAAGAGGGGUAGCAUUGUAAGUGUCAGACAUGAUUGUGCCGACUCAUUAAUUGGCAUUAAUUAGCCUACUCCUGGGAAGUAAGUGCCUUCCAUGAGUCAGGCACUGUGCUAAACAUUUUUUUAACUAUGUUCUUUAUUCAUUUUUUCAGCAACCCAGUGAGCUAGGAAUUAGGGACCAUCUAUUACCCCUUCCUGUGGAUGAGGGUAUGGGAACUUGGCGAAUGUCAGUGACUUUUCCACAGAGUCCUGGUCAGUCAUGGUUUACAUCCAGCAGGUGUAGUUGCAGACUCAGCACUUAGUACAUCAGGCAAAAUUGCUGUGGCUCUAAGUGUGAAAGGGGCUAGUGAAAAAAUUGUAAAUGGCCUGUAAAGUUCUGAAACCUCUCUGUGUGGCUAAUGUUAGACAUUCUGGCAGCCUGUGGAUAUGAGCCAGAGUGGUUUAUGAACUCCUGUAGAAGGCUGCGGAGUAAUGAACUAGUAUCUGUUGCCAAUGAGGCCUCGCCUCUACAUGAUGGCUUCUGUAGAGCAGAGAUAAUGGAGGUAAUCUAUUCUGAAAACAACUAAAUAAUGACCUUAAACUUGUGUGCUCACAGCUGAAACAACAUGUGCAUAUACAGUUUUCUUCUGAUGAAACCCAAUCCAUUCAAGGAAAAAACAAACACUGCUUUUGGAAGGAUGGAGAAGUUGAAAAUAAUUCUUUCCCCUUUGUUGACUAGGCCAGUUAGUUCUGCUGUUUAUAUUUAUUUAUUUUUUUGGUCCAGCUACUUCGUGUGUUCAUAAGAGAUAUUUUGGCUGUAAUGGUUUCAUACAUUUUAAUACUUGUUAAGUUACAUUUCUGUGUGGUGCUGUAUACUGUUGACAUGAAGUACUUCUUUUUUAAGAGAGACAACAUGGCUCAACAGAUUAGGGCCACAGAAAGUAUGACUUAGCACGAUGGGGCACCGAAACAUGAGCAAGUCCCCGCAGUUUCCUGGUCUGUAAGCAGAGAUAAGUAUUAGUUUGUCGUUUUCAGAGAGUGGUAGUAGAAAAUACUUGGCUUUACAAUGAUUGUUAAUCUCAGUGUGGAACGUUUGGUCUGGGAACAAGGGUGACUAUCUCCUCCUGCUUUGAGUAAGUGCCACGGUAAAGGCUUGCAGUUUUCCCGGCUAGAAUCUGGGCCAAGUGAAAGCCUCCCGAUGUCCACCUUGGAGCUUGUGCUUUGUCCUUGUCCAAGCCCUGGUCACCAAGAGCAGAACACAGAUCUAGCUGUCGUCCUAAUCCACCUCCUUCUCCGCCCCUCCUGCGGGUCUCCUUGUACGUCAGUGCUGAGGCUCAGAAUUUUAGGAAAGAAAGAUGGAUCAGCCUAGUGGAAGAAGUUUUAUGCAAGUGUUAUGUGAAAAAUACAGUCCAGAAAACUUUCCCUACCGCCGUGGUCCCGGGAUGGGAGUUCAUGUCCCUGCCACACCUCAGGGCUCUCCUAUGAAAGAUCGCCUCAACCUCCCAAGUGUGCUAGUGCUGAACAGCUGUGGGAUAACCUGUGCAGGAGAUGAAAAAGAAAUUGCUGCCUUCUGCGCUCACGUGUCGGAGCUAGAUCUUUCUGACAACAAGCUCGAAGACUGGCACGAGGUCAGUAAAAUUGUAUCAAAUGUUCCCCAGUUGGAGUUUCUAAACCUGAGUUCCAACCCUCUGAAUUUGUCGGUUUUAGAAAGAACAUGUGCUGGGUCCUUCUCUGGGGUUCGCAAACUUGUCCUCAACAACAUCAAAGCUUCAUGGGAGACAGUCCACACGAUACUGCAGGAGUUACCAGAUUUGGAGGAGCUCUUCCUGUGCCUUAAUGACUAUGAAACAGUGUCUUGUCCUUCUAUUUGCUGUCAUUCUCUUAAGCUACUACAUAUAACAGACAAUAACCUCCAAGAUUGGACUGAAAUACGGAAGCUAGGAGUUAUGUUUCCUUCACUGGAUACCCUUGUCCUGGCCAACAAUCAUCUGAAUGCUAUUGAGGAGCCUGAUGAUUCAUUAGCCAGGUUGUUUCCCAAUCUGCGAUCCAUCAGCCUCCAUAAGUCAGGUUUGCAGUCUUGGGAAGACAUUGACAAACUAAAUUCAUUCCCCAAACUUGAAGAAGUGAGAUUGUUAGGAAUUCCUCUUCUGCAGCCAUAUACCACUGAGGAGCGGAGGAAACUGGUGGUAGCCAGAUUGCCUUCGGUUUCCAAGCUUAAUGGCAGUGUUGUUACUGAUGGUGAACGAGAAGAUUCUGAAAGAUUCUUUAUUCGUUACUACGUGGACGUGCCGCAGGAAGAAGUGCCAUUCAGGUAUCAUGAACUGAUCACAAAAUAUGGGAAGCUGGAGCCUUUGGCAGAAGUGGACCUAAGACCCCAGAGCAGUGCGAAAGUAGAAGUCCACUUUAAUGAUCAGGUGGAAGAGAUGAGCAUUCGCCUGGACCAGACAGUUGCAGAACUCAAGAAACAAUUAAAAACUCUAGUGCAAUUGCCGACGAGCAACAUGCUUCUCUACUAUUUUGACCACGAAGCGCCCUUUGGCCCAGAGGAAAUGAAGUACAGUUCCCGGGCCUUGCAUUCCUUCGGCAUUAGGGAUGGAGAUAAGAUUUAUGUGGAAUCCAAAACAAAGUAACCUCUACCGGCCUUGUAAAAACCCACACAUGAGGACUUAUGCAGGGCAUUUGUUUCCAAUAUGGUUUUCUUUAGAAGACUGCUUUUGUUUGGUUUGAUUUUGUUUAGGUUUGGGAGGGGUUUUGUAUGUUUCUCCCCCACCGAGAACGGGAAGGGGGCCGUUUUGGGUAUUUUCUACCACAGAUUUCUUCUGCUCAGCCAGCAGAAUUGGCCGCUUCUCCAGUCCGCGGGCCCUCUCUCGUGAAAGAUGACCAAGAAGUCGCCGACUUGUUACUAUGUUCUCCGGGGCGUGCCUGCCUGGUUCAGAGGACCAGGAGUGUGCUGGUGAAGGCGGCGUGCACUGCGGCCGCCCCUCAGACGGGGAUCUUGGGGUCUUUCCACCAGGAAGCAGGAGCCUGCGCAGGGAGGGCCCGCACUUCUCUCUCCUGCUUCUUCCUUUUCCCUGCUCUGCCACCUUUUUCCUGUUUGGGUUCAGUUUUGUACUUUGAAUUCCGCCACCACGUGUUUACCUGAUAGUUCCAUUCUGCUCAUCAUUACCUUCUUAUUUCUCAACUUGGUGAUUGCCCCUGCCCUGCCGUCUCAUUUCUCCCUUUUAAAAUAAUUUUAAAUGUUUUAAACAUUUUCAGCCUGAUUCUGAUCUCAGGUACUCAGUAAGAACCUGUAGCCCUGUUGAGAUGUUGAAGAAGAGUAAAUGGAGAGGUAAACUCUGGGAGAACUCGCUGUUGUUCUGGGAGCCCAGGCAGAGUGUUCUGGUCUCUGUGUUUGUCACUAUCUCACUUUUUAUGUUCCUCAUAUAUGAGAUCAGCCAUUGCUUUGAGAACAUGAAACAUGGCCGGUUCCAGAGUUCUUUGACUUUUGCUUGUUGAAUGUAUUUCCUUGUAUCUCUGAUUACUUUAAACUACUGGGACUAGAGGCCUGACUUCGUGAAGAAGCCGAGAGAGUAGAAUAUAUACAGCCAGGGGAGUUGAGACUCAGCUAAUAAACCAUCCUUGGUGUGUGUGAGGAAGUGGAGUGGGGGGAUGUGAGAGACCGAACUUUACGACUUCCUGGCCUGUGUCAUCCAUUUGAAGCCCUGCUUUUGCACUUAGGGUUAAAGGUGGGAAAUUUUAAUCAAAGGGAGCUUUGAUUCCCAGUUCUUUCUUGGGACUUUGUGAUGUCAUAAAUGAGCACUUUUCUCUGUUUUACGUUUCAAUUUAGUUUAGAGAAGAACAGCUCUGCCUAAUCUACAAGUAAAGAUGUAAGUGUCAAAACUUCAGAAUUGCCUCCAAGUCCUAUUUUUUUUGCAAAAGCAAAUUUCAAGCACUUUCCCUUUUAAAAGCCAGUCCCUCACCUGCUCUGACAUCUUUUUGUUUGUUGUUCUGUUCCUUCACUAAUCAGAUGGAACCCCUUUCUUCAGUGUCAUUCUUUCUGUGUCCACCAUGUCUGUCAGUGGGAGUCAUGAGAAAGACGUGGCAGAACCAGAGCAGGAGGUGUGCGGGCUGAGUGAUUUUCUGGUUGCAUUUGACCUUUGUUACGUGGUUCCAGCCCUCCUACAAAUUUAGUUUCUUCUGAAAUCUCUGGAUGGCUCUCGUAAAUUAUUCACAUGUAGGCAGUUGUGCUUAUUAUUGCUAUGUUUUUAUUUUCCUAUUCCCUGUGGCAGACGUUCCUUCUGUUAAUGCACUUCAGGUUCAGUAUCUGUAAAAAUUUGGCCCAGGCCACUGAGUCAAAUCUACAUUCAUUGUAACAUUAAAGACGGAAACCAAAGGGUCUGAGAAAGAUGAUGCAUGAGGCCUGAUCUCCUCCUACAGACUUUUCUUUCAAAAUCAUAAAUGAGCAAUGGAGAGCCAGGCUGGGUUUAGACAAGAGAAGUUAUUUUGUAAUCACGUUUUUUUUUGGCAGAUGUUUGGAAGUGGGGAAAUAGUGCAGCAACAGUGUUGUGAAGAUGAAAACUGUGGGUGCUUUGUGUGUGUGCACACGAGUGCAGAGGAGUUUGAGAGAGGAAUGGUGUAACUGAGCCCGUUGCUUUUGUCAACCUGGGAAACAGAUGCUCUCUUAUUUUUUGAAGUCGUAUGACCCCUGGCUGUCCCACAGCAGAAGGCAGAAUGAACACUUGUGUUAUCAAAGGUGGAAUGGUCACAAUUAAUAAGAUAUUUUCUAUAUGACAAAGUUUUAUGAAAUGCUUUUUUACUAUUAGAGACCUGUUUCUUCUGUUCUUACAGAACGCAGUGAAUAUCAACUGCAACAUAAUUCCUUUUAUUAUACAGUUGCAUGUGAAGGGAACUUCUCAUUUCAUUCAGCAGACAUGGGUAUUUUUAGGGUGUUGUAAUUGAUAGUUUUAAUAAUUGCUGAAUAAUUUUUGAUUAAGAAAAAAAUCUAAUACAAUUACUGGUCUUUUAGAGUAAAUGAACAGAGGUAAAUGAGAAAAGCUAUUUGAGCAUGUGUACUUAUAGAUUCAUUUGGGUGGCUGAGUAAAGACGCUGCGCUUGGAAUAAAAUUGGUGCUGUGUA
Molecule: messenger RNA, 6795 nt
Organism: Oryctolagus cuniculus (rabbit)
Lineage: Eukaryota; Metazoa; Chordata; Mammalia; Lagomorpha; Leporidae
Gene: TBCEL
Product: tubulin folding cofactor E like
Biological process (GO): mRNA splicing, via spliceosome
Molecular function (GO): protein binding; U2 snRNA binding
Source: RefSeq, a predicted model, not a curated record